AUGUGGAUUACAAUCGUUUCUAUUCUUUUCGCUGUUGGUUUUGCUCAACAUCAUGGAGAUCGAAGAGGAAUGGGAAUGGAUGAAGGUAGAGGAGGUCGAUUCCAUGGAUCUGCCGGAUUCGGGGGCGAAGGCUCAGACUUUCCCUCACCUUCCGCAUUUCUGCCAGCCGAUCAACAAGAUGAAUCCAGAUUUGAGGGUUUGCCAGGUGCGCCACCUCAACAACCACCAAUGAACUUCCCCCAACCGCCACCAAAUUCAAAGCCGGGAUUUGGAGGUGAUCAAGGACCACAACAACCUUUGAUGAACAAUCAACCACCAGCAAAUCAAGGACCCCAAGGACAACCUGGAUUUGGAGGUCAACAAGGGCCAAUGAACAAUGAAGGACCGUCAAGAAAUGCAGGAUUUGGAGGCUCCGAAUUCCCGGCACCGAUGAUACAACCCGUUCCACAGCCAUCACCCGGAUUUGGUGCCUUCCAGCAGUUGCCUUCGAAUUCCCCUCAGCCUCAGCCAAAGCCGGUGUUCAACGUUUGUUCGUCAAAAGAGCAAUGGGUUGGGCCAUGCGCAUCGCGUUGUGAGCCGUCAUGUGCGAUUCCCGUUCCACAGAUAUGCACCGCUGAUUGUUUCCAAGGCUGCCAAUGUCAUCAAGGACUUUUCCGCCAAGCCGACGGAACUUGUGACACGAUGGACGCUUGCAAUGGGAAUCAAGGAAAAGGUUUUAAAGCUUGUGGUAUGAACGAGGAAUGGGUGACGUGUGGAACACGAUGUGAGCCCUCUUGUGACAAUCCGAAUCCACAGCUUUGCAAUUUUGCUUGCUUCCAAGGAUGUCAAUGUCUUCGCGGAUUUUUGAGACAAUCCGAUGGAAGCUGUGGUUUCCAGCAACAAUGCUUCGAUAAUCAAGAAAAUGGAGCCGAUUUUGGAGGCGAUAUGGGCGGAAAUAUGGGAAAA
This is a messenger RNA of Mesorhabditis belari, 945 nucleotides long. NCBI's taxonomy places the organism in Eukaryota, Metazoa, Nematoda, Chromadorea, Rhabditida, Rhabditidae. The record is from the annotation of a GenBank genome assembly.